This is a messenger RNA of Macroventuria anomochaeta, 2597 nucleotides long. Its product is annotated as actin-like ATPase domain-containing protein. The record is from RefSeq and is a predicted model, not a curated record. The transcript is spliced from 4 exons. The coding region runs from base 295 to 2190 and encodes 631 amino acids. Gene Ontology annotation, molecular function: ATP-dependent protein folding chaperone; ATP binding. Lineage: Eukaryota; Fungi; Ascomycota; Dothideomycetes; Pleosporales; Didymellaceae.
CUGCGCCGCAGCCACACGCGACUGAUGAUCGACCAAACCGCAGCUGGGCGCCCAGCGUGUAACUUUCCGCCGGCUUCAGGCUUCACUUUCGCCCAAGUGAGCUCUGCCGGUGCCUGAACUUUGCAAUGCUUUCCAGGCUGCCGUUUACUUGACCUCGAGGUCUCUUCGCUCGCUCAGCUGAUUUCGAGUCUUUACCGCGAUUGCUGGCUGUUGGCUGAUUCGACCCCGCAACGCGCCCAGGAGCGACAUCAGCUUAUUAACGCGUUUACCUGUUGUCAUUGAACCUUACAAGAGAUGAGCAUGUCACUUCCUUUCAGAGGGAGUAAUGUUCCCUUCUCCUUCAACCCAGGGUCCAACGCGAAUCUGGCGACUGGAGCAAUUGGCGCUGCUUCGAGCGCGAGCGCUACUCAAGAUCGUCUGAUAGUUGGUGUCGACUUUGGUACAACAUAUAGCGGUGUGGCUGCUGUCUAUUCAGCGACCCCGGACGACAUCGACAUUAUCAAGACUUGGCCAGGCGGUAACGGAAUCACCUCAGACAAAGUACCUACCGAGAUUGGCUAUACCGAAGCACCCCCGUCGAACGGCUCUACGUCCUCCCUCGAAGCCUCCGCGAAGCCCGCAGCGAAUGUCAAAUGGGGGUUCCAAUUCAAGCCCGAAGAAUCGCGCCUACGAUGCAUAAAGCUUUUCCUCGAUCGCAAUCAGAAGCUCCCGCAUUUUGUCUCGCCACUCGAGACCGCAGCGCAACUGCGCAAAUGUGAGAAGACGGUCAAUGAAGCCGUGGCGGACUACCUGUCCCAAAUAUAUAAACACACAAUGGAGACCCUGACGAGGAGAUACGGAGAGACAUUUAUGAGCAUGACAAAGGUACAAUUUGUCCUGACUGUGCCAGCUGUCUGGUCAGACUCGGCAAAGGAUGCUACGCUGAAAGCUGCUGAGAAGGCAGGGAUGGGCAACAGACAUGAUCUCAAGAUCAUCUCUGAGCCUGAAGCUGCUGCGGUGUAUACGCUCAAGGCCAUACAACCAAACCACCUCAAGGUUGGAGAUAACUUCGUUGUCUGCGAUGCCGGUGGUGGUACUGUUGAUCUGAUUGCAUACAAAAUCACUCAAUUGGCCCCUCUACGAGUCGAAGAGAGCGCUGUUGGAACCGGAAACUUGUGUGGCUCGGCCUUUCUCAACUACCGGUUUGAAGACCAUGUCAAGCAGCGCAUAGGCGCCGAACGUUAUAACUGGAUGCGCGAGAAGAAGGCGAAGACAUGGAAUAUGGGACUGAAGUACUUCGAAGAGUUUGUCAAGCGCAACUUCAAUGAGGACGAAGACGCCGAAGUCAAUGUGCCCUUUCCCGGUCUACCUGAUGACGAAGAGGCUGGACUUGAUUCUGGGUUUUUGGUCAUGAGCAGCGAGCAAGUCAAGAGCAUCUUCGAUCCCGUCGUACAAGAGGUCAUUAACCUGGUGGAAGGUCAAGUGGAAACGAUUAGAGCAAAUGGCGGCCUUGUCUGUGGAAUCGUUCUUGUGGGAGGGUUUGGACAAAGCAACUACUUGUAUUCGCGUAUGAAGACUCAUUUCAACAGCGCACCCCCUCCACCCUACUCGGAACGACCGACUCACGCCAUCGCCAUGGCCGCCACACAAUCCGUCGAGAUAUACCACCCUAUACACGCUUGGACUGCGGUAGUAAGAGGAGCAGUGCUUCGAGGUCUGGAAGGUAGCAUAGUAGUCAGCAGGAGAAGUCGAUGGCACUAUGGCACAAGCUAUGCAACUGUGUUCGACGAAGCGAAACAUCCCAUAUCUGACAGGUACUGGAGCCCGCUUUGGGAGAGGUGGAUGGUCAGCGAUCGUAUGCAGUGGCAUAUUGCGAAGGGCGCACAAGUUUCUGAAUCACAACCUAUUUCGUUCCACUACACACGCAACUUCCGGCCUGGCCAGUCGCUGAUUGUCGAAGACGACCUGAUUGCAUGCGACAUGGAUGUCGCACCGGACUCCUUCUGCAAAGGUCUCAUCAACGUGUGCACGCUCACCACGGAUCUAAACACUGUGCCGAAGAGUCUGUUUACGCGUUUGACAACGACCAAGGGCGUCGAGUUCGACAACCUGGACUUCACACUCGACAUGCGGAUAGAGAGUGCAGGCUUAGUCUUUGAGCUGAAAGUUGAUGGUGUCAGAUAUGGAGGUGUGCAAGCCAAGUUCCACUGAACAACUAUUACAAGCGCUGAGCUGGAGCAUAAAAAUCGCCAAGCGAUUGGGCAAACAGCAAAUCCCUGAUGCGGUUUGCUUCGCACCCAGCAAUACCCAGCCGGCAACCUUCGUGCCAGGCACUGCCAACAUCUUCCUUGUUGAACAACCGGCUUCUGGACCUCUACCACAAUAUCAGCGCCAUCUCCAUCCUUCAAUAUGUAUGUACUGUGUCGGAUGAGAUUCACAACUCCAGUAACAUUAUGGUCUCUUCCCGGCACGUCUACAGUCAGCGUCAGCCAAGGUGUAGCUGAUAGGAAGGCGUAGGGAGCGUAAGGACAGUCAAAGCUAUAAAUCGUUGUGAUGAUGGCAUGAGGGCAGUCUGUAUGGACCCGAACAUGUUGGAUACACAUCUUGUCGACAAGUGC